Arabis nemorensis is the source of this 3369-nucleotide messenger RNA. The record is from the annotation of a GenBank genome assembly. Lineage: Eukaryota; Viridiplantae; Streptophyta; Magnoliopsida; Brassicales; Brassicaceae.
AUGUUGGAGAAGAUCGGAUUACCAGCGAAGCCUUCAUUAAGAGGAAAUAGUUGGGUCGUUGAUGCUUCUCAUUGUCAAGGAUGUUCUUCUCAAUUUACUUUCAUCAAUCGCAAGCAUCAUUGCCGGAGAUGUGGAGGAUUGUUCUGUGGUAGCUGCACUCAGCAGAGAAUGUCCUUACGUGGACAAGGUGACACACCUGUGCGUAUUUGUGAACCAUGUAAGAAACUUGAAGAAGCUGCUCGGUUUGAGUUGCGUCAGGGUUACAAAAGUAGAGCUGCAAAAGGUGGCUCUAAAAAGACCAUAAAGAACGAAGAUGAUGUACUCAGUGAGAUUCUGGGAUCUGAUGCUGAUGUAUCUUCUUCAUCAGAAUCAGUGUCUAGUACAGACAGGGUUACAUCUAAAGAAAUGGCAAGCAGCAGUAGUAACAAAGAUAUGGAGUUGGAUGUUGUGUCAUUUUGUCCUGAAGAAUUGCGUAAACAAGCAGUAGAAGAGAAAAAUAAGUACAGAGUCCUUAAAGGCAAAGGGAAAUCGGAAGAAGCUCUAAAAGCCUUUAAGAGAGGGAAGGAACUCGAGAGACGGGCUGACACACUAGAGAUAUCUUUAAGAAAGGACCAGAAAAGGGCAGUGUCCAUGCGAAAUGUUGCUGAGACGCAGAACAAGGCUGCUACAAAAGAAUCUAGCAAAUCGCAAAAGCCUCCACGUCAAGGGGGUAAAGGAAAUGAUGAUUUGACAGCUGAGCUGAGGGAGCUAGGAUGGUCUGAUGAUGAAGAUAAAAAACCCGCUAGUGUAAGUUUGGAGGGCGAGUUUUCGUCUCUUCUCCGCGAAAUUCCCGUAAAGACUAACCCACAGAAGAGUGAAGGAAUUGACAAGAGUCAAGUUAUUGCCAUUAAGAGAAAAGCACUUGCGCUAAAACGUGAAGGAAAACUUGCAGAAGCUAAAGAAGAACUAAAAAGAGCUAAAAUUUUGGAACGGGAACUUGAAGAGCAAGAACUUUUGGGCGGGGCUGAUGAAUCAGAUGAUGAGCUAUCUGCACUUAUCAAUAGUAUGGAUGAUGACAAAGAAGAUGAUCUGUUAGCUCAGUAUGAAGGGAGCCAUGAUUUUGACAUUAGUAACCUUGUGGGAACUGUAGAUGAUAUUGGAGUUCAUGGUGAAUAUGAUGUCACAGAUGAAGAUAUGGAGGAUCCAGCAAUUGCUGCUGCAUUGAAAUCUUUGGGCUGGACUGAAGAUCCUGGACAACAUGAGAAUGUCCACCCUCAGUCUUCUUCUAACUCUAGAGAAGAACGUUUAGCUGAAAUUCAGACAUUGAAAAGAGAGGCUCUUAAUCUAAAACGAGCUGGAAAUGUUGCAGAGGCCAUGGCUACACUAAAGAAGGCAAAAUUACUUGAGAGGGAACUAGAGUCUGCUGAUACAUCCUCACAAACUGGUGAUACGACCAUGGAAGAGAAGGACGUGAGCACGAAACCUCCUCCCAGAAGCAGGCUGGUGAUUCAGAGAGAGCUUCUUGCAGUGAAAAAGAAAGCUCUUACUUUGAAAAGGGAAGGAAAGUUUAAUGAAGCAGAAGAAGAACUGAAGAAAGGAGCGGUUCUCCAAGAUCAGCUUGAAGAGCUGGACAAUUCGUCAAAGCUAGCUGCAGCAGGAAAGGCUAGUCGUGAAAAAAGAGAUGUUGGAAAUGAUCUGCCUGAUAUUUCUACAAAUUCUAUGGAUGUUGAUGGAGAGGUAGAUGUAAAAGAUGAAGAGCUAAAUGAUCCGAAUUACCUCUCGAUGCUAAAGAACUUAGGCUGGAAUGAUGAAGAUAAUAGUCCUGCAGGUUCUUCACCAGCAAAACCUGAGCGAGUUAGUUCAAAACCAGGGAAAAUAACAGAAACUCAAGAUGCAUAUGAAAUUCGUGUUACGAAACCAAGAAGAAGUAAAGCUGAAAUACAACGCGAACUCUUAGGGCUGAAAAGAAAGGCUCUAACUUUGCGGCGGCAGGGCAAUGUUGAUGAAGCGGAUGAAGUUCUAAACCAGACAAAAAUAUUGGAAGCACAGAUGAUGGAGAUUGAUUCAGGCAAGAAUCUUCAUGCUCACGGUGAUCAGCUAAACAAAAUAUCUACUGAUAGUGGAAUCAAUAAAGAAGAUGAUAGCGUUACAGAAAAUGAUAUGAAGGACCCAGCGUUAUUGUCAACUCUUAAGAAUUUGGGAUGGGAGGAUAAGCCUAAAGCUUUUGGCGGUGAGGAGAUGAAAGACUCAGCUUCGGCGAUCAACUCUACAAGCUACAUGGACGUUGAUUUAUUAGUUGGGUCUCAAAUGGAGGACAAAGCAGUCAAAUCUGCUAGUGUUUCUCAUGCUGCUCAAGGUAGUUAUGACUUGUUAGGAGACUUUAUCUCCCCUGCUAAAUCUGGUUCCUUUAGCACACAUGGGAUGACUAAGAGUGGAGUUGUUUCUCAGUCGGGCCAACAGCAACUAAGUAUGAUGGAUUUGCUGACUGGUGAGCAUUCUGUAAGGUCUCAAACUCCUGUAGAAAAAGGAAGAGUUGAGACUAAGUCAGAAUUUGGAUCGGGAAAUAGUCACGGCACCACCGAACAAACUGUUGCACGUGAAGAGUCAAAGCCCGGAUAUGUUCAAUCAGCUUCUGUUCAAAACACAUCUCCUGAGAACAGCCUUAAACAAGAAAUUCUAGCUCAUAAGAGAAAGGCGCUUGCCUUUAAGAAAGAAGGAAAAAUAAGUGAAGCGAAAGAGGCAUUACUAGAAGCAAAAUUGUUGGAGAGGAGACAACAAGAAGGAGAAAAUCAUUCUCCUGAAAAUCUAAAACGAGAUGAUACGGUUUCUGUACCGCAUCCUCCUGCUAAAGAGAAAGAAAAUAGUCCUUCAACUUCAGCUCCAAAGGCAAUGUCUAGUCGUGACCGUUUUAAGCUGCAGCAAGAAUCACUAAACCACAAACGUCAAGCCAUGAAGCUUCGGAGGGAAGGUAAAAUGGAAGAAGCAGAAGCUGAGUUGGAAAUCGCCAAAACUCUUGAAGCUCAGUUAGAGGAUGCAACAUCAUCCUCUAAAUCAGAACAAAUGGAUGAUGUAGCAGUGGAAGAUUUUCUCGAUCCUCAACUCAUGGCUGCCCUCAAAGCUAUUGGACUGGACAGUUCUGUGAAACCAUCGGUUAGUACAACAGACACAGCACAACCUACUGGAAAACCAGUGCGUGAAGCUGUGCAGCCGAAUCCAGACAGCGAGAGUGAUAAUAAUAAUCAAGAGAGAAGUGAAUUGGGGGAGCGGAUAAAAGCAGAGAAGAUAAAAGCUGUAACCCUGAAACGUGCAGGGAAACAAGCCGAGGCAUUAGAUGCUCUUCGACGGGCAAAACUGUAUGAAAAGAAACUAAACGCUCUUGUUUCAAAUUGA